Messenger RNA from Lates calcarifer (barramundi perch), 1106 nucleotides. RefSeq names its product cilia- and flagella-associated protein 251. The record is from RefSeq and is a predicted model, not a curated record. Bases 174 to 986 code for a protein of 270 amino acids. The transcript is spliced from 2 exons. NCBI's taxonomy places the organism in Eukaryota, Metazoa, Chordata, Actinopteri, Centropomidae.
ACAACGAGAUUGUGAUGAACCAGGACCAGAACUAGAACAAAUGAUGAGAAUGUUCAGUUAUCACAUCACAUCUCUUUUACAAAACAACAACAACCAGUUUCUACAUCAACAACAACUUCAACUUGAACAAUUCGAAUGACUGCGACUGCUCUCCUUGCUGCCCUGAGUAACAGAUGGACAGACGAAGAAACCUGGCAUUUGGACAAAUGCCAUUUUCUACUUCCCUUUACGGGGCACAGCAGUGCAACUUUUCUGUGCUACAGAUGCAGCAAACCAUUCAGGGCCUCAGAAAUGCCCUCUACUCCGCCAUCAAUGAGAUCAGGACUCUGAAGGAAGACAACAAGGCUCUGAAGGAGCAAGUCAACCUGCUGGAAAAUGGUCAGAAUAAAAUGGAGAGCCAGCUUCGGCAGGAGCUCAAAGAAAAAGAUGAACUCCUAAACACAGAGAUUGAGAAAAGGAGAGCUUGCACCAAAGCCAUCGAUGCCUGCCAGGUCCUGCUCAGUCAGAAGUGUGAGGAGCAGAGACUCAUCAUUUUAGAGCUGGCUCUAAAAGACCAGAAAGAACAGGAGAAUAAAUACCAUGAGAGGAUGGAGGAAGAAAACAAGAGAGCUGAGGAUGAACGGAGGAGAAUGGAGCAUCAGCUCAAGAAGGAGCCUGAGGAUAAACAUGUGCUCCUUAAAAAAGAAAUUAAGAAAAGGAGAGCUCGCACUAGAGCAUUUGUCAAUUCCCUGGUCCUGCUCAAUCACAAUGAGGAGAUUAAGGAGAGCGAAGAGCAGAGGCCCAACACUUUGGAGGCGAGUCAGAGAGAGGAACUGUCUUGGAAAGAACAGACAGAGCAGGAGGAGGAAAAGAUUCAAGAAAAGAUAGAGAACCAAGAUGAUGAACAGAUGAGGGAAAACACCAGGAGGAGAGAAGAUAAAGAAAUUAAUCUGAAAAAAGAGAAGAAGCCACAGAGGAAGACAGGGAAGAAAAAGAACAGGGGUUAGCUACACCCCUUUCCCCCUUCCAAUGUUACCCACCACACAUCCUCCCCCACCUUUUACCUUCUUUCCAAAACAAAUCCUUCAUGUUUUGUCAUGUUUGUGAAAUAUAUCUUUUCAAAUUUU